AUGGGUAUCGAUCUGAUAGCGGGAGGUAAGAGCAAGAAGACCAAAAGGACUGCUCCAAAGUCCGAUGAUGUCUACCUCAAGCUUCUUGUCAAGCUAUACCGGUUUUUGGUAAGGAGAACCGGCAGCAAGUUCGAUGCUGUGAUCCUUAAGAGGCUUUUCAUGAGCAAAGUCAACAAAGCUCCUCUUUCACUCUCCAGGCUCGUCGAGUUCAUGAAUGGCAAGGAUGGUAAGAUUGCUGUGUUGGUUGGGACAAUAACUGACGAUUUGAGAGUGCAUGAGAUUCCUGCCAUGAAGGUUACUGCCUUGAGGUUUACUGAGAGGGCUAGGGCUAGGAUUGAGAAAGCUGGUGGAGAGUGCUUAACUUUUGAUCAGCUUGCUCUCAUUGCUCCCUUGGGACAGAACACGGUUCUCCUUAGAGGACCAAAGAACUCUCGUGAAGCAGUGAAGCACUUUGGUCCUGCUCCUGGUGUGCCACACAGCCACUCCAAGCCCUAUGUUAGGUCUAAGGGAAGGAAGUUCGAGAAAGCUAGAGGAAAGCGAAAGAGUCGUGGAUUCAAGGUCUAAGAAUAUCUCUCCGCUGUUUCAUUAUGGUUGCUUUCAUAAUGAAAGUUUUGGUAGAGAACUCUCGUUCGUCUUUUCCUGUUGCAGACAUUGUUUUAAGUUUUCUGUGUUACUAUUCUGAACGACAGUUAAAUGUUUUGCCUAAUACCUUUUUGAGUGUUUUUAUGCUACUAAGCGUCGUUCGAAAUUUUUCUAGUGACCACAGGAUCUCCAUAUUAU
Messenger RNA from Eruca vesicaria subsp. sativa (arugula), 780 nucleotides. The record is from the annotation of a GenBank genome assembly. NCBI's taxonomy places the organism in Eukaryota, Viridiplantae, Streptophyta, Magnoliopsida, Brassicales, Brassicaceae.